UUUCUAAAAGUCCUCAUGAUAAAACCCCUCUGGAAACUUCCUUCUCUCCUCUCACACUCGUCUUCCAUCCGCCUUCCUUCGUCGGGAGGAGCUCCUCAAGCCAACACUCUUAACCCUAAUCCUCCCAAUCCCUCACCUUCCCAAGACCCCCAGCUUUCGGAUCUCCAGCGCUCUCUGAACUCCAAACCGGUCGUUCGAGAACCCCCGAUUCCCCUUUCCCGAUCCCGGUUCGGCCACCUCCAUCGCCGGAAUGAGAUUCGCUUUCUGAUCUCCCGCUUCCUCCUCUCCUCUUUCUCUUCCGCCAUCUACGUGUACCCUACCGUUCUCCGGUUGUCCAAUAUAGCAGCUAUGGCGAUCCGCGUCACCGUCUCUCGGAUGCUUAACUCCUGUUCAGAUGACGCUAAGACAUUCUUCACUGCGUUGACUGUUCUGCUGUUAUACGGGUCAUUCUUGGCAGAGCCAAGAUCGAUCCCUUCGAAGUCGAUGUUUCCGACAUUUGACGUUGGAGAUCGAAUUCUAGCUGAGAGGUUUUCUUACUUGUUUAGAGAGCCUGAAGUCAGAGAUAUUGUCAUAUUUAGAGCUCCACCAAUCCUUCAGGAAACUGGGUAUAGUUCACGUGAUGUUUUUAUCAAAAGAGUUGUGGCCAAGGCUGGUGACUGUGUUGAAAUACGUGAUGGCAAGCUGUUGGUGAAUGGUAUAAUCCAGGAUGAAGAAUUUAUUCUAGAGCCACUUCGAUAUGAAAUGAAACCAAUGUUUGUGCCCGAAGGCUGUGUCUUUGUUUUGGGGGAUAAUCGAAAUAACAGCUUCGACUCUCAUAAUUGGGGGCCUCUUCCAGUGAAGGACAUUAUUGGAAGGUCGGUGUUCCGUUAUUGGCCUCGGUCAAGAAUCUCAGACACCAUUUAUGUACGAAGUAUGGUGCAGAAUGUGAUGGGAGUUGAUGCAUAUUCUUCUGCAAAUAAAGACUACAUUUGAUUGAUGAGGUGGAUUUUGACCCAAUUGGUUGCCUGGUAAUUUAUUCAUCAACCUUCUAUAUCAGAAAUGUUUAGGUAGAACCAAAGUGUAAGGAAAACACUAUACAGCUGCUCAGACUGAAGAAGUCCGAAUGCUUAUCGGACCAUUUGAUGCUGCAGUGGCAUUGUGAUGAAGCCAGACGGAGGUUUCAGCUCACCUACAUCGUGGUUGAGUUUAUUCCACAAUGCCAAGUUCUAAAGCCUUGACGGUGGAGGAAUGCUUCAGCAACAUGCAAUUAUUUUGACCCUGAAUUUUAUCUCUGAUUUCAAUUGAUGAUUGAUCAUGAGUGCUAUAGUGGCACAACGACCUAGUGUAUCCUGCAAUAUGAACUUGAAGAAUAUGCUUAUUUAAGUUGUGAUUGAUGGGUGUGGAAAAAUAGUUAUGGAAAUGCUUGUAACUCUUAUAGAUCCUUGUGAUAUCUUUUCUGCUAUUAUUUGUUUAUAUUAUAGAAGAACAUGGUGGCAGGGUUUGUAUGUAAAGCUGUGGUUAUACUUAAAACUUGUGACUCGAGAUAUUUAAUGUC
This is a messenger RNA of Musa acuminata AAA Group (dessert banana), 1534 nucleotides long. RefSeq names its product thylakoidal processing peptidase 1, chloroplastic. Gene Ontology annotation, molecular function: serine-type endopeptidase activity. Gene Ontology annotation, biological process: thylakoid membrane organization. The transcript is spliced from 7 exons. Gene Ontology annotation, cellular component: chloroplast thylakoid membrane; plasma membrane. NCBI's taxonomy places the organism in Eukaryota, Viridiplantae, Streptophyta, Magnoliopsida, Zingiberales, Musaceae. The record is from RefSeq and is a predicted model, not a curated record. Bases 16 to 972 code for a protein of 318 amino acids.